Messenger RNA from Schistocerca gregaria, 656 nucleotides. RefSeq lists its product as uncharacterized. The transcript is spliced from 2 exons. NCBI's taxonomy places the organism in Eukaryota, Metazoa, Arthropoda, Insecta, Orthoptera, Acrididae. Gene Ontology annotation, cellular component: cytosol. Gene Ontology annotation, molecular function: glycerone kinase activity. The record is from RefSeq and is a predicted model, not a curated record. The coding region runs from base 90 to 524 and encodes 144 amino acids. Gene Ontology annotation, biological process: glycerol catabolic process.
CGAAUGUGAGGAAAGUGUCGAAAGCGAUCGAGCGGGCAGUUACGAACGGAGACCUCGACGGUCACAAUUUGUUCACGUUAUUUCGCGAUAUGAGCAAAAUUGUGGAAGGUGCACGGGCGGGUGUCUCUGGCCUUUUGUAUACUAUAUUCUUCGAGGCUGCUGCUAAGGCAUUCCGUGAUGUCGAAACACAAGAAGCCAUAAGUGAACACUUGUGGCUGCAAGCUCUGGUGCUUGGAACUGAGGGAUUGUUUCGUUGCACAAGCAGUCCAACUGCAAAUGGCACUAUGAUUGACGCCUUAUCAGCUGCAGUGAAAGAGUGGCGGCAGCAGCUGAUUCUAGAUGAAAAGUCCCCUUCUGACUGGGUCACAAGGCUAGCUGCAGUGGUGAAGGCUGCAGAAAGUGCCGCAUUGCGUACAGCGGAAUUACGACCUGAUACUGGCAUUUCAGUUAUUCCCGAUCCUGGUGCAUACACUGUUGGUGUGUGGCUCAGGACUUCCUAUGAAGUUAGUCAAAUGCUUUUCUGAUGAAGAGUGUAUACCUGUAUUUAUUGUAUGAAUAAAUGAUCAAAUAAACUUUAAUAAAAAAGGAAAUGUUUCUUUUAUGCUCUGCAACUGUAUUUUGGCUUCUUAUGCAAUUAUCAGGUGGAAGCUGAAUGC